AGGAACCAUGGCUACCACCAGACUGAGGAAUGACGCGUACAAUGACUACAGCUCCACAGACUCUAGCCCCACCGAGGAAAUUUCAGCAAUCAACAACUUUCCCUCUAGAUCUGGACAGUAUGAACGUAUUGGAGAGCACAGUAGCAGCAGCACAACAUGGUUCCAGACAUUGAUACAUUUACUAAAAGGGAACAUUGGCACAGGAUUGCUUGGGCUGCCACUGGCUGUGAAGAACGCCGGGAUUGUGCUGGGUCCUCUGAGUCUGGUGGUUAUGGGCAUAAUUGCUGUACACUGCAUGGACCUUCUGGUAAAGUGUGCAAAUCACAUCUGUCAGAGGAAUCAGCGCCCAUUUGUGGAUUAUGGAGAUGCUGUGAUGUGUGGGAUGGAAUACGCACCCAGCCAUUGGUUAAGAACAAACGCCAUUUGGGGAAGGAGAAUGGUUGGCUUCUUCCUUAUUCUGACACAGUUGGGAUUCUGCUGUGUUUACUUUGUGUUCCUGGCUGACAAUGUUAAACAGGUGGUAGAAGCUGCUAAUGCCACUACAAAUGACUGCAGUUCAAAUGUGACAGUGAUACUGAUGGAGAGUAUGGACUCCAGACUUUACAUCUUGUCCUUCCUGCCAUUCCUCAUACUUUUAGUCUUCAUCAAGAACCUGCGCUAUUUGUCUGUCUUCUCGCUGCUUGCAAACGUGGCCAUGUUGGGAAGUGUCGUCAUGAUCUACCAAUAUAUUGGAAGGGAUAUUCCAGACCCCUCUCAUCUUUCCUACGCUGCCAGCUGGAAAACCUACCCCCUCUUCUUCGGAACUGCUAUCUUUGCCUUUGAGGGCAUUGGAGUGAUCCUACCUUUGGAGAAUAAGAUGAAGAUCCCCCAUCAAUUUCCUAUUGUGUUGUAUGUUGGAAUGGCUAUUGUCACAGUUCUUUACAUCAGCAUGGGCACCCUUGGGUACUUGCGCUUUGGCUCCAUGAUACAGGCCAGCAUAACUCUGAAUUUACCAAAUUGCUGGCUAUACCAAUCUGUAAAACUGCUGUAUUGCUUUGGGAUCUUUAUCACAUUUGCGUUACAGUUCUACGUUGCUGCAGAAAUUAUAGUCCCUACUGCCACUUUGAGGGUUUCUGACCGCUGGGCGCUAUUGGUGGACCUGAGUGUGAGGGCUGCUUUGGUUUGUAUAACAUGUGUCCUGGCCAUCCUCAUCCCUCGUUUGGACAUUGUCAUCUCAUUGGUGGGAUCUGUAAGUAGCAGUGCUCUGGCUCUGAUAAUCCCACCUCUUCUAGAGAUUGUCACAUAUUACUCAGAAGGUCUCAGCCGCUGGAUCAUAGCCAAAGACGUUUUCAUCAGCCUGGUGGGCUUCCUGGGUUUUGUGUUUGGAACCUACGUGACCUUGUGGGAGCUGAUAGCACCAGAAUCUCAUCCAGGUCAUAUUAACUCCACUCUGUAUGUGGUUCAGUAA
Staurois parvus is the source of this 1447-nucleotide messenger RNA. The record is from the annotation of a GenBank genome assembly. NCBI's taxonomy places the organism in Eukaryota, Metazoa, Chordata, Amphibia, Anura, Ranidae.